GUUUUACAUCCACUUGCUUUAAAAGCGCGUAAAUAAAAAUUUCUUAAGCUCCCAUAGCCAAAUAUUUUAAAAUUGUUUCCUGAAGACAUGAAUUUUAUGGAGAGCAGUAGCGAAAUGGUGACGUGCCCCUACAACAGUGCACACCGUAUGUUACGGAAAAAACUACAACAGCACAUCAUAAAGUGCCGCGAGCUAUACAAAAACGAAAUACCUUUACUAAACUGCCCCUUUAAUAAUAGUCACUUGAUACCUGAGCCAGAGUUCUAUCAACAUACCAAAUCUUGCGAGGACCGGAAAAUUGUUGCCCACUUUCAGUUUAGCGAGUCUGCACCAAUAAAAGAAGAUGCAAAGCAUGAGAAGAUUUCAGCCGAUGAGGAUUGGGACGAAGAUAACACUCCAGCUUAUAACCCUCAGGUGUAUGCCGCAUCGGCAAACAUUGUGCGCGAGCCAAAGGGCAUAUUCCCGGCUCAACGAAAGGACUUUAUCAAGGAGGAGCGCAAACGCUUGGGUGAUCUUAGCGACGAGGAAAAAAUGCCCGAGCCUCCCCCGCCCCCCAAGAUAAGCAUUCGAGAGACCACAAAAACUCGUCACCAGCCUUACCAACGUAGAGCUAACCAUUAAAAUAUACAGUUCUAAGCAAUAUACAAGUAAAAUAAACUUAUACUUUUAUAAAAA
Scaptodrosophila lebanonensis is the source of this 675-nucleotide messenger RNA. RefSeq names its product gametocyte-specific factor 1 homolog. The record is from RefSeq and is a predicted model, not a curated record. Lineage: Eukaryota; Metazoa; Arthropoda; Insecta; Diptera; Drosophilidae. The coding region runs from base 88 to 621 and encodes 177 amino acids. The transcript has 2 exons.